AGUCCUUAUGGCUCACCAAAGCUGUCAACCAUAUGGAGGUCUACUUCAAACUUAUCUCAUCCAUGCCAUCCACUACAGGCUUAAGACUCACCCAAAACGAUGACAUCAUUUACCAGACAUUCAGAGACCGAUUCAAAGAGCUGGACAUCAAGUCGUUGACUGAGGAGACACUCAAAUGCGAUGAAGCGAAGAUACAAUGGCGUCAGUAUUGCAAUGAUAUGCAAGAGUUUGUCGAGGACUUCAAUUUCGCCACACUUUUGAGACUAGACUCCAGAAACGAUUACAGCGAAUCCAAUACAAUAGUGGUUCCCAGGGUUCAGUUCGUGGCCAUCGAAGUCGCCAGAAAUCGUGAGGGACUUAAUGACGGUCUCAAUGAGCUCUUCAAGUGAUUCCGCAAUCCGGGC
Molecule: messenger RNA, 404 nt
Organism: Oppiella nova
Lineage: Eukaryota; Metazoa; Arthropoda; Arachnida; Sarcoptiformes; Oppiidae
Source: the annotation of a GenBank genome assembly